Messenger RNA from Periconia digitata, 339 nucleotides. NCBI's taxonomy places the organism in Eukaryota, Fungi, Ascomycota, Dothideomycetes, Pleosporales, Periconiaceae. The record is from the annotation of a GenBank genome assembly.
CAUUCGACGUUCAGCACCCGGAAACCUCCACAGCCAACAUUUGUUUGUUGGUGAUUCCCUCGGCCUUUUACCACAUAAUCGAGAUUCGACGAUACAUGAAGUCGGAUUCGCCGGCGCUCUUUUCUGUCAGACAGUCUUUCUAUGGAAAUUCAAAAACCGAGAAAUUUGAUAUUUUUUGGCUACACCGCCUUGUCACAAAGUAGCUAUAUCAAGUAUAGUUUAUCAAUAAGGAGGGCUCUUCUGGUUGAAAAAGAGUGGCUACUUGAUAGAUCUAGGCUCUUUCGAUGCCUAGUAGACCUUGUUAUCUUCGGGACUUGUACUUACUCUAAUGUGGCUUAG